GACUCGAGUGUGAAGGUUGAAGUCAUCAGCCUACGAGUCUGAAUCCAGACGUUAUCAGAGUCAAGUAUGGUAAUAUAUGCCACGUGAGGCGACACCGCUCCAGUGCCAUCCUCCACAUCUUGUUUCCUGACCUCUACUUUGCACAGCUGGCAAGCCAUAGCGAGUCAUUGGCCACGAUGAAGUUCAGCAUCCUCAGUGUACUAUCCCUCUCUCUCCUUACUUCCUUUGCUUCGGCUUCCGCAGCCGAUCAACUGCAGAUUGGAGUCAAGUACAAGCCAGAUGAUUGCCCUAUCAAGACUCGAAAGGGCGACAAGCUCAGUAUGCACUAUACAGGCACACUCGCAGCCGAUGGGAGCAAAUUUGACUCAUCCUUGGACCGAAAUGUGCCCUUCGAAUUUACUCUCGGUACAGGACAGGUCAUCAAGGGCUGGGAUCAAGGCUUGACCGACAUGUGCAUUUCUGAGAAGCGUAAAUUGACCAUUCCUCCCGACAUGGCCUAUGGUGCCCGAGGACAUCCUCCUGUCAUUCCACCUCAGUCAACCCUUGUUUUUGAGGUCGAACUGCUGGGCAUCAAGAACCGUCAUGCGGAUGAGCUUUGAGGAAGCAAGAAGAUCCAUGCAUUCUCAUCAUCGUAGCGACACUGCCUGUCCGCCAAUCAGGCUGAGGCAUUCGCCUGUGUCGUCGUGACAGCUUCAUCGGGGAAGCGCUCCAUGGCCCUGGUUGCAGUCAGACUCUGACAUGACCAGUGAUCACCAUGCCUACCAUUUGAUAAAGCUAGGUACAUCAAUGGCAAUUUGUGACGGCAACGAGGCGUUGGUGAUGAAUUGGGGGAUAUUCCCUCCGGCGUCGCUACUCGUGGCCAUCCUCCACUCAACCUUUCCGCCUUGUUCAAGCUCGAUUACACGCUCAACAGACACAUAUCUGCCGCGCGCUCUGGACUUUUCCGGUCCCUGCUUCUCGACGCAAGACGGAUGUGAGAAUGGGACAGAGACUGACUUUCAGUGCCCGACCGCUUCGGAGGGCUUACUGUUCAUGAACGACCGUUGACCUGGCGUCGA
Kockovaella imperatae is the source of this 1058-nucleotide messenger RNA. RefSeq lists its product as hypothetical. The record is from RefSeq and is a predicted model, not a curated record. The transcript has 5 exons. Gene Ontology annotation, molecular function: peptidyl-prolyl cis-trans isomerase activity. Gene Ontology annotation, biological process: protein peptidyl-prolyl isomerization. Bases 177 to 599 code for a protein of 140 amino acids. Lineage: Eukaryota; Fungi; Basidiomycota; Tremellomycetes; Tremellales; Cuniculitremaceae.